AUGCUGCAGGAAGGAUGCUGUAACAAGAGAUGCAGUAAAAGAAAUGCUGCAGAAAGGGGUGCUGUAAGAAGAGAUGCUGCAGGAAAGGGUGCUGUAAAAAGAGACGCAGUAAAAGAAAUGCUGCAGGAAGGGUUGCUAAAGGGGUGCUGUAAGAAGAGAUGCUGCAGGAAAGGGUGCUAUAAAAAGAGACGCAGUAAAAGAAAUGCUGCAGAAAGGGGUGCUGUAAGAAGAGAUGCUGCAGGAAAGGGGUGCUGUAAAAAGAGACGCAGUAAAAGAAAUGCUGCAAGAAGGGGUGCUGUAAAAAGAGAUGCAGUAAAAGAAAUGCUGCAGAAAGGGGUGCUAUGCAGUAAAAGAAAUGCUGCAGAAAGGGGUGCUGUAAGAAGAGAUGCUGCAGGAAAGGGGUGCUGUAAAAAGAGACGCAGUAAAAUAAAUGCUGCAGAAAGGGGUGCUGUAAGAAGAGAUGCUGCAGGAAAGGGUGCUGUAAAAAGAGAUGCUGCAGGAAAGGAUGCUGUAAAAAGAGACGCAGUAAAAGAAAUGCUGCAGAAAGGGGUGCUGUAA
Saccoglossus kowalevskii is the source of this 558-nucleotide messenger RNA. Its product is annotated as axoneme-associated protein mst101(1)-like. Lineage: Eukaryota; Metazoa; Hemichordata; Enteropneusta; Harrimaniidae. The record is from RefSeq and is a predicted model, not a curated record.